AUGGAAUGCGUCGUACCACCGACAAAAGCUCUUAUUGAUUCGUCAAGUGAGUAUAGUAAUUAUAAAAUUUAAUGUUCAACAUUAGAAUCAUGUAAUCUUAUAAAGUUAAUUAUUUUUUUACGCCAACUUCGAACCAACUAGAAUACUACCUAGUCACCUACAUAUAAUAAUGAAAAUAAUGACGAUCUAAAAUUUAGCUGUUUAUAAAAACUGUUUAUCGGAAAUUUGAAAGUAUAUCUCGAAUAUGAUAUUAAGGGAAGUUAGAAACUGCUUUUCAAAUUGUUUCCAGUUUUGUUAAAUUCGAUAUUUAUUUUUUAAGUUGUUUAAAAUAACUACGUAUUUACGAAUUUACUAUUCGUAAAUCUCGAUAUAAAUAAAUGGUAGAGGUACACGCAUGUGCAUAAAUGUUUUGAAAUACUGUAAUUUUAACAAUUUUCGUCAACAUUCGAUGCUAAGAUCUGAAAUUUUUUUUUUUAAAAAACUCAUUAAAUUUAUUAAACUCAAUCACUAAUAUACGUACAAUAUAAUACACCUUGUUAUAAAUUUUCAAACAUGUAUGUUUGGUAAAAUAGUUCUUUCCGUACACUAACCAAACAAAAAAUGACAAAUGACUAAAAAUAGCUCGAAAAUCACAUGUUUUGAAAAUUUAACCACGUCUAAAAUGUGUUAAUAUAAGAUGUAUUCUGUGAAAAUGUGAGCUCUUUGGAAUAUUAUUAACCGAAUUACAACGAAAUAACAAUAUUGAAAAUUUGAACCCGUUAUUUUAAACUUUCCCGUUCUUUCUACGUUUUCCCUUAGUUUGGCUCAGUUAAAUUUAAAAUAGCAUUUUUCCUGAAAUGGAAUCGGACUGGGGAGGUACUUUAUAUAGAGGUUAUUUUUUGAUUUUCUCAGGGGGUUUUUCAACCAAUGGAAAAAACGGGAAAAUAAGUAAAAUAUUAAACAAAUAUGAAUAAAGAAAAUAUAUAAUCCAUAUGUAAUUAUUUCACCAUAAUAUGACAUGUAUAUUGUUGAAAAAUCAACACUAUCAACCGGACUCCGCUCAGAAUCGUUUUUUCGUUAGCAAUGCUUACAGAUAUACAUUAAAUUUCCCCUAUACUACCUUGCAAUCUUCUCAUUAAUAACAGUGGCUGCACCCGUCCCAAUUAUCCUAGAACAGCUUUUUAAUAAUAUUAUAAUAAUAUGUUUUGUAUUAAUUCUAUACGUUUAUGAAAUAACGGAUCCCGUAAUGUUCAUUAAAGAAAGGAAUCGAACCCACAUCACCCCCUGCUACGUUAGUCAUUUAAUCGUCGGGUUCAACGCACAAUAGUUCUUUUGACCAAAAGUGUACGACGGUGUACACUAAAGCGUUCGUAUUGAAAAAGUGACGCGCUACACGCUGUUUGUCAUAAGUCCAGUGUUCGGGUUUUAUAGCAAUCGCUAAUUGGUUAUUAUCAUAGAAUACUGAUAAAUAUAGCAGAUAGUGAGAUUUUCAUUUGUUUUAUGCGCCAAACACUGUAAAUGUGUUUUUAUUUUUUGCAUAUUUGAAGUAUUUAGAAUUUUAGUUCUAUUUUUUGCUAUAACAAUAUAUGCAAAACAUAAUGAUUUAUUUUGUAGUUUUCAUAAAUAGAAAAAUCUGUCAUUUAUGUGAAUCCAUCGUACAGCCUAUUUAUACAUGACUUUUUAUGAGUUGUAUAUAUAUGUUUAACAAAAUUUAAAAUUAAUAAAAAAUCAGUACAUUUUUUUGGCAUACUAUAAUUUUUUUUAAAAAAGAUUUUUAGCUCAUAAUUUAUCGUAAAUUUCAAUUAUUUACAGUGCUAUAAAAUCUGAGCACCGGUUAUAAUGUUUUUAUUAUUUUAAAAAAGUAUCGGCUUAGUGUGUACACUAUUUACACCAAAACAUGUGUAUAGAUUAGUUAUCUUAUAUUUACGACUAUUUUUAACGAUGUGAUUAUUUUGCACCAAAAACGUUCGUUUUGAAACAUUACUCCCGCGGUAUAGUACACCGGAACGCGAUUAUGACGCUUUAAUGGAUUUCAUUUUCUAAAUGUCAGAAAUGAUCGCGUGUUACCAAGGGUGUUAUUUCAGUUUUUCAAUAGGGAUGCAAAAAUUUGAAUCUUAUCAACUUUUCCUUCCGUCAAGCCAUUUAUAUCUUGUUUAUUUUGCGGAAAUGAAAAAUAAAUUUCGAUCGCUUAACUCGCUCGUAUUUCCACUUGACAUUUUAAUAUAUAUGAAUUCUAAAAAAAUAUAUUUUGUUAAAAAUAACAAGCAACUAAAUUUCAAUAUCAAUAUCAUCUAAUGUCAAUCAAUAUCACUGUCAGUUUGUUGACAUUAUAAUCAUAUCGAUACCACGGUAGUCGGUAGUACUUAAAUCGUAAGCCAUAGUAUGACGAUUAGCCGCGCGCAGGUAAUAAUCGCCCACGUCAGAAAUUGUCGCAUCCUACAAUUUAUCGACAACGAAGCAAUUAUAUACGAUUUUAUGCGGGCCAAAAACACUUAGGUAAUAUAAAAUUGUGUUGUCGAAUUGGCUACAUGUAAACUCCUACAGAAAUUACCUUUUCACUUCUAUUUAAAACAUAGUGUAAACUCCUACAUAGUCCCUUCUUACCUUCAAAAAAUAGAUGGUGUAAUCUCAAACACGGGCCUUUUUACAAAUUAGAUUCUGAGUGUAGCGAAGAAUGUACAUUGGUUUUGCAAUGAUUUUUAUUUGAGACAGUUGCACUUAAUUGGGUAAAAGACAUGCGAUUUUACGAUUUCAUUAAUUUAAAUUGACACGCACCAGAAAUAUAUACUUAUAUAUAUUUUAUGCCAGAAAUAGUUUUCAAAUGGAAAAACGAUAAGAGACCUUUUUUGUUACUUUUUGAAUAAAUAUUCGUAUAGGCUUACGAACGUAAGAUAAUAAAAUGUAAAACAAAAUUUAGUAACCAUUAAUAUAAGGCAUCGUAUCGGAAAUUCUCGAACAUUUCGAUAAUGUCCACGUUAUUUCCGUAAAUUAGAAAAAACGACAAUCUCUAUAUCUUAUUUUUGUAGCUCAUGACUGUUUUUUACUUAUUUCACUUUUUACAACUAUCUAGAGUAGGAGUUAAUACUAUGUUUUGCAGGAGUUACACUAUCUUAUGUCGGAGUUGACCGUCUCCCGCCAAAUUAUAGUCGGACUCCCUCAAAUGACGUUCCCCGCCUGGUUAUCGCCAGUUCCGGUCGUCACAACCGGUUGGCGCCCGGGAAUUCGGACGCACGCAUGUAUAUAAUACGACACCGGGCGCCGGGUGGCGCACGAAUACGCGUAAUGGGCGCGUGGUCGUUAUUCAUCGGAUUAAUUGCCGCCGUACGGACACUCCGGGCGGCGGUAUGCCAGCCGGUCAAAACUUGGGCCAUAAACUGCCGCUGCCGCCGCCGCGGAACGUGCGUACAAUUCUCGGCGCAAAUUACGGCGAAUAAUAUUAGUAUUAUUAUUAUUAUAUUAUUAUAAUAUAUUAUUGUGUUUUAUGCGCGCGCGUUCGCCGACGACGGUACGCCGACCGAGCCACGAGGGAAAGUUUGGCGGCGAGGGGAUGGAGGGAUAGCGCAUCGCACCUCCGCGAACGCAAUAAUUAUCAUCCGGGGCGCCGCGCCGUGCGGCAAUAACGCGCUCCCGGGUUAUUACGGUUGGCGCGCGGAACGUGGGCGCCGGGCGCGUUGUGUUACGCGCGCACGGUAAUACGUCGUAUACGGUAAUUGUACGCGACACGCGUGCCCAUUAAUCAAACGCGCGGUAAUAACGCGACGCCUUCGCCCCGGCCGCCGGUUUUUAACUGUUAAUUAUUACUUGCGGGGCCGGAGGGCCGGCGCAUCAAACUUUCGCCAUCCGGCCCGCGCGUCGCCCGUCCGCGGCGACGAGGCAUCGUACGGAACGGCUUUCGGCGUACGCUGA
Cinara cedri is the source of this 3885-nucleotide messenger RNA. The record is from the annotation of a GenBank genome assembly. Lineage: Eukaryota; Metazoa; Arthropoda; Insecta; Hemiptera; Aphididae.